AUGCUCCAUCGGAAAAGGGAUCCCCAACUGCGCAUACUCCAAACGACCACUGAAGCCUCACAGAGACAGCAGGCUGACAGUGACACGCAAAGAAACGUCCAGAGGAACAAGAACUACCUGGCGACGAUCAAGCUCCGAUAUGUUCAUCUCGUCGGAGGUCUCAGACUGUCUCAAUCGUCCUCGAUCGAUUCGAACGCAGAAGCAGGAAAUGACUUCGAGUUCCCCAGUCCAACGAUGGGCGCGAUCAUGAAGGACACCGGCAGGAGUUCGAGGUUCUCCAAGGUUCAUUCCCCGGACAGAACUUCUACUGCGAGCCUGAAGUCUUGCCAGUACAAACCGCCCAUCCACCCUCGACAAAUUGUUGAAGUGGCAUGCAUGAUACGGCUCAGCCUCGAAGUCGAACCGAGUCGAAUGUGCAAGUCGCAAAUGGUUGGAACUUCCAAUGGAAGGGCUAUCUCACCGCCCACGGGCAACCAAAUUGUUGGAUGUUACGACGAACAUAAAGCUCCAGUUCCUCCCUGGCCAGUCAGCUACGUGGGCUACGUCUCAUCAUAA
This is a messenger RNA of Puccinia triticina, 555 nucleotides long. RefSeq lists its product as uncharacterized. The transcript is spliced from 5 exons. The record is from RefSeq and is a predicted model, not a curated record. Lineage: Eukaryota; Fungi; Basidiomycota; Pucciniomycetes; Pucciniales; Pucciniaceae. The coding region runs from base 1 to 555 and encodes 184 amino acids.